CUGGGCGGAGAGGCCCCUCCCCGCGGCGGCACAGCGGCUGGGCCUGUUAUUCGUCUCGCCGCUCGGCCGGGACCCGCGCAGCGCCAGUGACUCGGGGAGUCGCCCCCCCUCCCCUCCCCUGCCCGGGCCUAGAACCAUCCCCAACCCGAGUGGCCGGAGACGGAGCUGAAGCGGCUGCCGCAUCCCGGCCCCACCUCCCCCACCAUCCCUCCCUCCCGCUGGACAUCUGGACCCUGGGCCCCGCACCGACAGGGCUCCGGAAACCCUCCCCGCCCAGCCCCGCAGUCCGGCUCGCACCGCCCUCGCUGCGGAGCCCCCAGCCCUCCUGCGGACUAGACUUCCGCCUCCCCCUGGACGCCCCCUCCCGGUCCCCUCCCUCCCCCCCUGCCCCAGCCUGGAGCGGGGGUAGGAGGGAGGGGGGGUGUGCGCCCUGCUGCGUCCCCGCCCCGCCCCGCCCCCCGUGAUUCCCCCUGCAUGGCCGGCCCGGGUGGGGGGAACGGGGGGGCCCGGGCGCCAUGCGGGAGGGGCACAAGGGGGGUCGCUGUGCCUGUCCCAAUGUGAUCCGAAAAGUGCUGGCAAAAUGCGGCUGCUGCAUCGCCCGGGGGGGACGUGAAUCCUAUUCCAUUGCUGACAGUGAGGGGAGUAUCUCGGCUUCAGCUGCCUCGGGUCUGGCUGUCCCCUCUGGCCCCACCUCUGGCUUCAGCUCUGAACCCUGUUCCCCAGGCCCGCCAGGGCCCAGCAGUGGCUUGAGAAGAUGGUUGGAUCACUCCAAACAUUGUCUUAGUGUGGAAACUGAAGUAGAUGGUGGCCAGGCUGGACCAUAUGAGAACUGGAUGCUGGAACCAGCUCUAGCCACAGGAGAGGAACUUCCAGAAUUGACCCUGCUGACCACACUGUUGGAGGGCCCCGGAGAUGAGACGAAGCUACCUGAGGAGGAGAGUUUGUCCCAAGCCCCUGAGAGUGAGGAGGAACAGAAAAAGAAGGCUCUGGAAAGGAGUAUGUAUGUCCUCGGUGAACUGGUAGAGACAGAGAAAAUGUAUGUGGAGGACUUAGGGCAGAUUGUGGAGGGUUACAUGGCCACCAUGGCUGCUCAGGGGGUCCCAGAGAAUCUUCGAGGCCGUGACAGGAUUGUGUUUGGGAACAUCCAGCAAAUCUACGAGUGGCAUCGAGACUAUCUCCUGGGGGAACUACAGCGGUGUUUGAAGGAUCCUGAUUGGCUGGCUCAGCUAUUCAUCAAACACGAGCGCCGGCUGCAUAUGUAUGUGGUAUACUGUCAGAAUAAACCCAAAUCAGAGCAUGUGGUGUCAGAAUUUGGGGACAGCUACUUUGAGGAGCUCCGGCAGCAGCUAGGGCACCGCUUGCAGCUCAAUGAUCUUCUCAUCAAACCAGUGCAGAGGAUCAUGAAAUACCAGCUGCUGCUCAAGGAUUUUCUCAAGUAUUAUAGUAGAGCUGGGAUGGAUACUGAAGAGCUGGAGCGAGCGGUGGAAGUCAUGUGCUUCGUGCCCAAGCGCUGUAAUGACAUGAUGACCCUGGGGAGACUGCGGGGAUUUGAGGGCAAACUGACUGCUCAGGGGAAGCUCUUGGGCCAGGACACAUUCUGGGUGACAGAGCCUGAGGCUGGGGGGCUUCUUUCCUCCCGGGGUCGAGAGCGGCGUGUCUUCCUCUUUGAGCAAAUCGUCAUCUUCAGUGAGGCCUUGGGAGGAGGAGUGCGAGGUGGAACACAGCCUGGAUAUGUGUACAAGAGCAGCAUCAAGGUGAGCUGCCUUGGACUGGAGGGGAACCUCCAAGGUGACCCGUGCCGCUUUGCUCUGACCUCCAGAGGGCCAGAGGGUGGGAUCCAGCGCUAUGUCCUGCAGACUGCAGACCCUGCAGUUAGUCAGGCCUGGAUCAAGCAAGUGGCUCAGAUCCUGGAAAGCCAGCGGGACUUUCUCAAUGCAUUGCAAUCACCCAUUGAAUACCAGAGACGGGAGAGCCAGACCAACAGCCUGGGGCGGCCAGGAGGGCUUGGGGUGGGAAGCCCUGGGAAAAUGCGGCCUGGAGACCGGGCCCAGGUCAGCACACACAGGCCCAUCAAUGGCUCUCUUCCUUCCCUGCUGCUGUUACCCAAAGGGGAGGUGGCCAGAGGCCCCCUGCCCCUGGACACACAGGCCCUCAGUGACAUCCCCCAGAUUCCUCGUGACUCUCCUUCAGCUCCACCAAUUUCAAACACCCCUCCCUGCCAGGCCAGACUUGCCAAGUUGGAUGAAGAUGAGCUGUAACCGGUAAAGACCAUGGGGGUGGUGCUGACUCAGCUACUCUCUUCCCCAAGGAACUUCAGGGCAAUCCUUCUGGCACUGCUCCAGAAUUCCUCCCUCUUGGUGUGUCUGGAGGUGGGCAAGGCCGGGAGUGGUGUCAACUUGGAGGAGGGUACCUAAACUCAACAAGACUUCUUUCUGUCCUGGGAACACAGGUUCCUUCAGCUCCCACCCCUAUGCAUGCAUCACAGGUCCCCCACAAAAGAAGGAUAUGUGGGUGGGUGGGAGGGCUAGGGCAAGGGCCAAAUAGAAAAUAUUGGUUUUGAUUUUGUUUUUUCUGUUUUCUGAGAAUAAAGGUUUUGUUAUAUCA
This is a messenger RNA of Myotis daubentonii (Daubenton's bat), 2604 nucleotides long. RefSeq names its product Rho guanine nucleotide exchange factor 25 (gene ARHGEF25). Gene Ontology annotation, biological process: axon guidance. Lineage: Eukaryota; Metazoa; Chordata; Mammalia; Chiroptera; Vespertilionidae. The record is from RefSeq and is a predicted model, not a curated record. Gene Ontology annotation, cellular component: cytoplasm; plasma membrane; extrinsic component of membrane. Gene Ontology annotation, molecular function: guanyl-nucleotide exchange factor activity.